Messenger RNA from Brassica napus (rape), 1705 nucleotides. RefSeq names its product AP-4 complex subunit mu. Bases 154 to 1509 code for a protein of 451 amino acids. The transcript has 13 exons. NCBI's taxonomy places the organism in Eukaryota, Viridiplantae, Streptophyta, Magnoliopsida, Brassicales, Brassicaceae. The record is from RefSeq and is a predicted model, not a curated record. Gene Ontology annotation, cellular component: trans-Golgi network; clathrin adaptor complex; cytoplasmic vesicle. Gene Ontology annotation, biological process: Golgi to lysosome transport; protein targeting.
AUCAUAAUUCUCACAAACCUUCUUAGUCGUCUAGAAGCUUUACCACAAUUAGUAAAAAAGGUGAGAAGCAGGAGAGCAGAUAAUCACAGACAGACACGAGACUGAUCGAACCAAAUCAGCGGUGAACAGUCGGGAGGGAAGGGAAGGGAAGGGAUGAUGAUCUCUCAAUUCUUCGUCCUAUCUCAGCGAGGAGAUAACAUCGUCUUCCGUGACUAUCGAGCCGAGGUACCAAAAGGAAGUACAGAGACAUUCUUCCGUAAAGUCAAGUUCUGGAAGGAGGAUGGUAAUGCAGAGGCACCACCUAUCUUUAAUGUCGACGGUGUGAACUACUUCCAUGUCAAGGUUGUUGGUCUCUAUUUCGUUGCCACUACGAGGGUUAACGUCUCGCCUUCUCUGGUUUUGGAGCUUCUACAAAGGAUCGCUCGUGUUAUUAAGGACUACCUCGGUGUUUUGAAUGAAGAUUCUUUCAGGAAAAACUUUGUGCUUGUCUAUGAGUUGCUUGAUGAAGUCAUUGAUUUUGGCUACGUGCAAACUACAUCAACCGAGGUUUUGAAAUCCUAUGUAUUCAACGAGCCAAUUUUGAUUGCUCCUGCACGCCUUCAACCUAUCGAUCCUGCUGCCAUCUUCACCCAAGGAUCCAAAAGAAUGCCUGGAACAGCUGUCACAAAGUCGGUUGUAGCUAAUGAUCCUAGUGGUCGGAGGAGAGAGGAAAUUUUUGUGGACAUCAUUGAGAAAAUCAGUGUUACUUUUAGUUCAAGCGGUUAUAUACUGACUUCUGAGAUUGAUGGCACCAUUCAAAUGAAGAGUUAUCUUUUCGGUAAUCCAGAAAUUCGUUUAGCUCUUAAUGAAGACCUAAACAUAGGCAGAGGAGGAGCAUCAGUAUAUGAUUAUAGGAGUUCUUCAGGUUCAGGGGUGAUACUUGAUGAUUGUAACUUUCAUGAGUCUGUUCGUCUUGAUAGCUUCGAUUCAGAUAGAACUCUGUCCCUGGUUCCACCAGAUGGUGAGUUUCCAGUAAUGAACUACCGUAUGACCCAGGAGUUCAAGCCUCCUUUUCAUGUUAAUACCUUGAUUGAAGAGGCCGGACGUCUUAAGGCCGAAGUAAUUAUUAAAAUACGCGCUGAAUUCCCUUCAGACGUAGUUGCAAACACGAUUACUAUUCAGAUGCCAUUGCCAAAUUAUACUUCUAGGGCUAGUUUUGAGUUAGAACUUGGUGCGACGGGACAGAAGACAGAUUUCAAGGAAACCAGCAAAAUGCUUGAAUGGAGUUUUAAAAAGAUUGUUGGCGGGGCUGAACAUACACUGCGUGCGAAGCUGACAUUUUCACAGGAGUUUCAUGGUAACAUCACAAAGGAAGCUGGGCCUGUCAGCAUGACGUUCACAAUACCGAUGUACAAUGUUUCUAAACUUCAGGUCAAAUACUUGCAGAUAGCAAAGAACUCAACUAGUCAAAAUCCGUAUCGUUGGGUGAGAUAUGUGACACAGGCCAAUUCGUACGUGGCUCGGAUAUGACCUACUUUCAUAUAAUGUUUUGUCUCUUUUGUAUGUCCCCAAGUAACUUUUCUCUUUCCCUUCUCAAUAAUGUUUGUUCGGAUUCUGAUCAUACUUGUUCUAAGUUCUAAGAUGUUGUUGAGGAGAUGCUUCACAGUACGAAUGUUAACUCUUCUAUCUUAUUUCUCUUUAUAUAUUUUCUUGUUUUUGGUUUUCA